Plectropomus leopardus (leopard coralgrouper) is the source of this 2525-nucleotide messenger RNA. RefSeq names its product claudin 8.1 (gene cldn8.1). Gene Ontology annotation, molecular function: structural molecule activity. The record is from RefSeq and is a predicted model, not a curated record. NCBI's taxonomy places the organism in Eukaryota, Metazoa, Chordata, Actinopteri, Perciformes, Serranidae. Gene Ontology annotation, cellular component: bicellular tight junction; membrane.
CUAUUAUACACAUAAGUCGGACAGGAUGGCCAACUCAGCACUGGAGAUAGUGGGUCUGCUAUUGACCCUGAUUGGGCUCAUUGGGGCAGCAGCAAGCACUGGGAUGCCGAUGUGGCGAGUGACAGCCUUCAUCGGGGAGAACAUCAUUGUGUUUGAAACCCGCUACGAGGGUCUGUGGAUGAAUUGUUUUCGGCAGGCUGACAUCAGAAUGCAGUGUAAGGUAUACGACUCCCUCCUGGCCCUGUCCCCUGAUCUGCAGGCAGCACGUGGGCUCAUGUGCUGUGCUCUGGCACUGGGUGGUCUAGGUCUGCUGAUCAGUUUGGUGGGACUGCAGUGCACAUCCUGCAUCGAAAACAACGAUCGAGCUAAGCGUCUGGUCCUCAUCAUUGCAGGGAGCAUGAUCAUAAUGGCUUGCAUCGCUGUCCUUAUCCCGGUGUCCUGGACGGGUCAUGUCAUCAUCAGGGACUUCUACAACCCCUUGCUGAUUGACGCCCAGCGAAGGGAGCUCGGAGAGGCUCUGUACAUCGGCUGGGUGGCCUCCGCAUUUUUGUUCGCUGGAGGAUGCAUGUUUAUUUGUUGCAACCUGCAGUCCGACGACAAAGGUUCAGAGAGGUAUGUGUACUCAAGACCGUCCGACUACAUGACCUAUCCUCCACAGCAACUACAGCCUCAACAGCUGGUGCUACUUCCCCAACCACAACCCCAGCUUCAGCCAGUGCUGUCAAGACACCCAUCAACCGUCUAUAGCUACCCGUCUAGACACCCUUCUGUACGCAGCGGAGUGGCUUAUCUCUGAACACCAACACUCACUGAGGUAAUGAUGACCUUAGAUAUGGUUACUAUACCCAAGGGGAUUUCUUUUUAAAUAUGGCUUUGCUUGGCAGAGCAAUCUAUGAGACAUUUCAGAUAACAAAAGACACAUUUCAGGUAAAAACAGUAUAUUUCAAUACAUACAUGUACUGUGAAUGCAAAUGGUUUGGGAUCUAUAGAGAUGACUAUUUCAAAUCACUUUUUAAACAUUAUUUCAGUAGUACUUAAGGUCAUGUUGAAGAGAAUUAGUUACAGAAUCUUGACAUUAGCCCAUAACAUAAUUAUUUCCCUGACGUGGUAAGCCAAUGUAUAACUUCCAUUACCUUUAUGUGUGUUGCAUAAUGAAAUUUUAUAUCAACAGCCUUAUUUUUUGUAUAUUAGGUGACUAAUUUUGUAUUUUUAUGCUGUAUAUAGCAAUUAAUGGAACCUUUAACUGCUGAGCAAUGUUACAGACAGAUAUGUGUAUUUAUGUUUACUGUUAUUUGCUAUUUUCUUGUUGUCAGCAAAUGUCAGCAAAUGUAUAUCCCCCACACCAUCAACAAAGCAUGCAUACAUACAAAAUGUUUGAAAAUUACACAUCUGCACACAAAUAACACCACCAAUGAACCUUUUAUAAACAGUCCUUUUUUUGCUCAGUUUUAACCAGUAUUUGCCACAGGAUCAGGUGGUAACAGGUACUGAAUAACCCUUAGGACCAGGGUGCAAAAUUAAUUUAUUUGCCCACUGUCCAAAUGGCUGGUGAAUUAUCUAAUUUUACCAGCCUAUCAAUAGAUUACCAUUGUAAAUUUUAACUGGUGAGUGAAGGAAAUAUACCAACCUCUUCCAUAUUUUACCAGCAUUUGGUCAAUGGAUGAUGCUAAUUUUGUAACCUGCUUAGGACAGUAAAUGCUUUAUUGAUGACCAAUUGUGUGAGAAUAACACAAAUCAUUUUAACUAAACAAUUUAACUAAAACUAAAAAACAAACUCAAGUCUCGGUUUAAGUUUGGUAUGACGUCCUGGAACUGAUGGAACUGAAGAAAUGGCUGAGUAAACAUGAGAUGCAAAUUUAAGACUGCUUGUUAAAGGCGUGGACAGCUUUGUGUUUGUGAAGAAGCCAAACAGAGACGACCUGGCAGCACGCUCAUGUGAUCAGAAUUUGCAUGUCACUUUGAAUGAAGAGACUGAGAGCUUUAGACCAAAAGUUGUCGAGAUCAAUUUAAAGUAUAUCCCAGCUCUAUGUGUUCGAAUUUUAAGAACAUUUCAGUUUCUGUUCAGUGAAACAUUUUAGCUCCUGAAGUAUUAGGUCUGCUCAUUUCUUCUUCAGUGAGUUUUAAAAGCAAGUACACUUUCAAUUCCUAAUAAACUGGAUGUUAUGAACAGGAAGAGUACAUUUCAUUGAUGAUUCAUGCUGAAAAUAUUUGGUGAUGUAAUGACAAGGUUAUCUUUCUUAUUGUUGCUAAAGGUUAUAUUUCAGUGAACAACCUGUUUGUCUAUGUAUUUUCCACAGCACUGAAGUUAAAUAAAGACGAAAUAUUUUUACUUUUAAUUUACAAAUCUACAUUUGUGUUAGGAAACAAUCAAUGACUGAGUUUGGACUGCAUAAUAUGAGCUCCCUCUCUGUUUUGCCACCCUGAAAGUCAUCUCUGCUCCCCUGUGGACAACAGAAGUACUGCAGGAGCUUAUGUGCUACAUUGUAUAUUUGUUUGCUUGUGAAUUUUCAUCACAUUAAAAAGAU